AUGAAUAAAACAGACCCUGGCACACGGUCCUGCCUGAGCCCGGCCCCGGAGCCCGGCCCCGGAGCCCGGCCCCGGAGCCCGGCCCCGGAGCCCGGCCCCGGAGCCCGGCCCCGGAGCCCGGCCCCGGAGCCCGGCCCCGGAGCCCGGCCCCGGAGCCCGGCCCCGGAGACUGACACGGCAGGCGCAGUGGUGCCGCAGAAAGCAUGUUGA
Knipowitschia caucasica is the source of this 210-nucleotide messenger RNA. Lineage: Eukaryota; Metazoa; Chordata; Actinopteri; Gobiiformes; Gobiidae. The record is from the annotation of a GenBank genome assembly.